Neogale vison (American mink) is the source of this 1139-nucleotide messenger RNA. RefSeq lists its product as uncharacterized. Bases 281 to 1051 code for a protein of 256 amino acids. The record is from RefSeq and is a predicted model, not a curated record. The transcript is spliced from 2 exons. Lineage: Eukaryota; Metazoa; Chordata; Mammalia; Carnivora; Mustelidae.
ACCUGAGCCUAGAGUCCAAAACCCGGAGUCCUAUUCACUUUGGGGAAAGCAUGCCAGACAGUGGUAGUGGGGGCCGUGGCUUCCCUGUGAAAGUGGGCAAAGGUGAAGUUGUAGAGAGCAACAGCUACCCUGAGAAUUAUAUCCUCCCCCCUACCUCCCUCGCCCAGUUCAGCCAUGUUGAUGAAGGCAUUCAGUGUGAUGUGAGCCAGUGGCAGGAUGCAGAGCAUGAGAAAUCUCCUGAGUCCUCAUCAGAGAGCAAAAAGACAACAGAAGAAUUCAGAUGUGGAGAACUGGAAGAGGUGGUGGAGAGAAGAGGGACAGUUGCUCAAAGCAUGUGUCUAGCUCUGCCUGUUUGGUCCAGAUGAAUAGCAGGUGGGUAGAUGAAGGGAUUCAGUGUGAUAGGAGCUGGUGGCAGGAUGCACAGCUGGAGAGAUCCCUUGAGCAAAUGCCUUCCAAGGAUGAAGAGUCAUUUCCAGAUUGCAAGACUAAGGGAUCACGGAGAAGGACCAUCAGGAAUGGGAGACUGAACACAGAUGAAGAAGAAAUAACCAUGAAUGAUGAGAUUGAGGAGGGGGAUCAUGAGAACUUCAAAAGGUGCGCAAAGAUUAAAAAAACUGUGAAAGGCAGGAAGCAGAAGUCCCUGAGAAACUUCUCAAGUGGGAACACAGUCUAUUUAUUGAAGAAAAAUGGUACCUUGAACACUGUACUUCCCAACGAUUUAGAAGACUAUGAUUUGGAAGAGGAAGCUGAAGAUGAAAUGUAUGAGAUAGAAUGCCUCUUGGAAGAAGUUAGUCCACUGGGCUGUGAGAUGUCUUCCAAAGGGAGGAUUAAUCAUGAGGUUGGCAGGGUCAUCAGGAUGCCAGCUGAGUGCUCUCUCCCUCCCCAAGUUAUUGUGUGGCGCACCAGAGAAAAGGACAGGUUAAAUCUUGGAGAAUACGAGAACAUCCCUGUGGUGUGCAAAGUGACAGGACAGGAUGGCAGGUUCCGAGGGGAACAUACCAUGGCCAUGCAGGAGGGAUUAGAGUCCAAGAGAGCCUCUCCCAAGCCCUGAGAAUGAUGAUGUUUGUCCAGUGCUUUCCCAAGCCGAGCCAUUGAAAUACACCCUGUCUCCUGCAAAGGUAAUGCCUUCUUGUUCCUAC